AUGCUGUCUGUGCAAAUGAGAGAGAAGCAGAGUCUUCAGAUUAGUUUUCCUGAUAUUGACAUUGCAACAUGGGAUGCCAUGACGGAAUAUCUAUUGGACCCAUCCAAAGCCUAUGGCAUGACUGCGGAUCAGGCAAUGCAGACGGCCAAGCCGUACGAUGAAUAUGAUUUUGUGGGCUGUCGGCAGCUUUGUGAUCAGGCGUUGACAGCAUACAUGGAGAAUCUAACCAAUCAGGAGAUAGGUGCUUCUCUGGAUGUUGACCUGAUGGUGCAAGCGGUGGCAACUGCGUUCCAGUACAAUCUGAACACCGCGUGGGAAGCUGGCAGAAAGUACCUCAUGGCAAAAUUGACCAGCCAUGUUGCGCCCUUCUGUUUACUCAUGUUUUAUGAAAGUCAUAUACGAACACUUGUGCUGGUUCUUUUAGAGCUGCAGCCACGUAUCACUCACCAAGCAUUCGACACCUUGGCCAAUAAUCAUACGCCUCGUUGUCCCGCCCCUGUGGACCCAGGUGCUCCUCCCAAUCGAAAUGCAGUGCCACAACACCACGGUGGUUAUCUCCAUGAUACAUCCCCAAACGCGGGUCCGUCCGACCUGUGGUAUCAAAGAUAUGAAGAGCUGUUGGCGUUCAAGGAAGAACAUGGGAAUUGUAGAGUAACAGUGGCACAUCUGCUGUUAGGUCGAUGGGUUGGAAAGCAAAGGGCUCUGUACAAAAAGUACAAACUCUCUCAAGCAAAGGUCAAACUAGAAGUCAUUGGAUUUGAAUGGGCAUUGCAAAUCCACAAGAAGAAGACUGAUGUUUCCACGAAGGUGUUCGAUGCGACAUUCGAAGAGCGACUAAAAGAGUUGGUUGAGUUUCACAAAGAACAUGGUAACUGUCUGGUACCACAGCGUUGCGGAAGAUUGGGUAGAUGGAUAGGGACCCUGCGCACUGCGAAAAGAGAUGGAAAGCUCAGUGACGCAAGAGUAGAGAAGCUCAACAGGGUUGGUAUGGUUUGGCAGAUUCGAAAGCCAAAGCAGAAAGAAGGAAAGAAGCAAGAGACUUUUGAAGAAUAA
This is a messenger RNA of Seminavis robusta, 1053 nucleotides long. NCBI's taxonomy places the organism in Eukaryota, Bacillariophyta, Bacillariophyceae, Naviculales, Naviculaceae. The record is from the annotation of a GenBank genome assembly.